AUGUGUGAUACUCUCGUCAACUCCUGCGGCGCCGAUGCCCUCGCCAAGCAAACCUGCGCGACUGCCAAGGCUGCCGCCGACACCGUGACCGCCAAGACCGGUGGACAGGCCGAUGCCUUCAACGCUGUUUUCGGUAUCCAGACGCAGUUCGCGAGCGUCGCGGUCGUGAGCGAUCAGGGUGUGACCCAGGCCGCCGGUGCGUCUACCGCGGCUGCUGCGUCUACUGCGGCUGCGACGACGAACGUGGCGAUCGCGACGGGCAGCUCGGACGAUAGCUCGUGCGCGCCGCCGCGGACGGUGACGGUGACAGUCUCGUCGGACGCGACCGAGACGGCUACGGCGACUGUGAGCGUGACGUCAAACGUGGCAGUUGCGUCGAGCACAGCUAGUUCGAGCGCAAUCGGCAACUUUGGUUCGUGCAGCGUCCCCCAGAUCAUCUUUGCAGCGGGUCUGGACGGGCGCACCGAGACCGCGUUCGAGCCGAAGGAUCUUAAGUCGUACAACCAUGGCUCUGCGGACAACAUCGCCGUGAUCACGGGCUUCAUGUGCAACACGCUCACGAACUCCUGCGGUGCGGACCAGACCGCGAAGGACACUUGCCAGACCGCUGCUGCUGCUGCCGCCGCUGCUACCCCCGCGCUGAGCGGUGCACAGGCGGACGCGUUCAACGCGGUAUUUGGUAUCCAGACGGCCUUUGCGAGCGUCGCGCAGGUGAGCAACACAGGUGCUACCCUCGGCGCGGCGUCCGCGUCGGCGGCGACUUCGGCGGAUGCCUCGGCCAGUGCGACCUCUGCUGCUGCGACUGGGAGCUCGACCGCCUCCUCCAGCGCCGUUGGCAACUUCGGCUCGUGCUCCGUGCCUCAGAUUAUCUUCGCACAGGGGCUCGAUGGCCGUAAGGAGACCGCGUUUGAGCCGAAGGACUUGACGAGCUACAACCACGGUUCCGCGCAGGCCAUCGAUAUCAUCAGCAAGUUCAUCUGCGACACGCUCACGAACUCGUGCGGCGCGGACGCCACCGCGAAGGCAACUUGCGCGACCGCUUCCACCGCUGCUGACCAGCAGACAGCGAAGACGGGCGCCCAGGCCGACGCGUUCAACGCAGCAUUCGGCAUUCAGACGAACUUCGCCAAUGUCGCCGCUGUGAGCGAUCAGGGUGUCACCCAAGGAGCUGGCGCCGCAUCGACAGCCGCUGCGACCAGCGCGGACGCGACGGCUGCGGCGACUGCCACUACAACGGAUGCCGCUGCGACUACGACUGCCGCCGCUGCGACGACAACCUCCGCUGCUGCUACUGCGAGCUCGACUGCGUCGUCGAGCGGUAUCGGUAACUUCGGUUCUUGCUCUGUCCCGGAGAUCAUCUUCGCCCAAGGUCUGGACGGCCGUAAGGAGACUGCCUUUGAGCCGAAGGACCUGACGAGCUACAACCACGGCUCUGCGCAGGGCAUUGACAUCAUCACGAAGUUCAUCUGCGAUACGCUCACGAACUCUUGUGGCGCUGACGCCACCGCCAAGGCGACCUGUGCGUCUGCUUCUGCUGCUGCAGACCAGCAGACUGCGAAGACCGGCGCCCAGGCCGAUGCGUUCAACGCCGCCUUCGGUGUCCAGACGCAGUUCGCGAGCGUCGCGGUCGUGAGCGACCAGGGGGUCACCCAGGCGAGCGUCGCCGCCCGCGCGCUCGAGACUGGCUUCCUCGCCUAAGCCCUCGCCGUCUUCCCUCCUCUUUCUCCCGUCGGCUGCAUCCCAGGAUAACCCGACUGCGACGUUGACUCAUCGCGGUCGGGCCUGUGCUAUUUAUGCAUUGUGAGUUUGGAUCUGGUUAUAUUCUGGUUGUUACGUACGAUCUGGAAGGUCGGUUGUUGUCUGGUACUCAUUCUUACUGCACUGUACGAUACGCGAGACGAGGCGCGCACGCAUUACACACACUCAUGCACUGUUGUCACUGUAUUGUUACGGAGAUACCCUGCCUACGUACCCAGCCUGUGUCCAUGACUUUCUUGUUCAUUGACGCAUUUGACAAUUGGCAUUCCUUUGCGCGAC
Rhodofomes roseus is the source of this 2037-nucleotide messenger RNA. RefSeq lists its product as uncharacterized. The transcript is spliced from 5 exons. Lineage: Eukaryota; Fungi; Basidiomycota; Agaricomycetes; Polyporales; Fomitopsidaceae. The record is from RefSeq and is a predicted model, not a curated record. The coding region runs from base 1 to 1698 and encodes 565 amino acids.